Molecule: messenger RNA, 2157 nt
Organism: Giardia duodenalis
Lineage: Eukaryota; Fornicata; Diplomonadida; Hexamitidae
Product: VSP
Exons: 1
Coding region: 1-2157 (718 amino acids)
Source: RefSeq, a predicted model, not a curated record
AUGUUGCUGAUUGCAUUGCACCUUGCGACAAGCAUACUCGCGGCGCCUUGCCAGCCAGACGGAGACCAUGCCGCGAGCUGCCAGACCGACAAGUGCGAGACGGUCGGGUACUCCGAGAUCUGCACCGAGUGCAGGGCCGGGGGCGUCCCGGUCGGCGGCUUCUGCUGGCCCCCCGGCUCCCCCCAGGCCGCGGCGGCCGGGUGCACCAGGGCAGACGGGACCGCGUUGGCGGGCUCGGAUACUGCCUGCGGAAAGUGCGGGGACGGGUACUUCCUCUUCAUGGGCGGGUGCUACAAGACGAGCCAGUGGUCUGAGAUCUGCACGGCGGCCGACAAGGGGGUGUGCACCACCUGCAAGGCAGACGCUGUGUAUCUAUUCCAGAACCCGGCCAGCCCAGUAGCCCCUGGCAACGAGUGCGUGCUUUGCUCAGACGUCACUCCGCGAGACGGAGUCACGGGGGUGGCGGGCUGCUACACAUGCACGGCGCCAGGUGGCGGUACAGGGGCUGCCACGUGCACUGCAUGCCAAGGAGGGUACGCUACGAAGGAUGGUGCAUGUGUGCAAUGCGGACCCGGCUGUUUGACGUGUGAGUCUGCUACGCCGACCCAGUGCACCGCCUGCCUUGGGGGGAAGUUCCUGAAGGGCACUGAGUGUGUAGAGGCUGGUGGAUGUGGUAGUGAUAGCUAUGCAGACCCAAAAGCAGACGAGUGCAAGGCCUGCGCUACUGACAUAGCUGGGUGCGCGGCAUGCGAAUAUAGUGACGCCACGGGAAAGCCGAGGUGCACCGAUUGUAACGGGAAGCUGGUAAGAACUGCUGCCGACGGGACGACGACGUGCGUGGAAAAGACAGACGACGGCUGCAAAGCCACCGAUAGUGGGCUAUUCAUGAAAGACGACGCAACAGCGUGUAUUCUAUGCAGCGACACAGUGACAGAGCAAGAGAAGAAGAACCAGGGCAUCGUCGGCUGUAAGAAGUGCUCGAGGACUGGCGCCACACCGCCGACCUGCACAGAGUGCCUGGAGGGGUACAUCAAGAACACCAACAGCGGCUUCACAUGUGACGCCUGUGGCGAGAACUGCGCAACCUGCUCUGAGAAAGCUGACAAGACCAAAUGCCAAACCUGCAAGACCGGGUUCUUCUUGAGAGGGGGCACUUCCCCCGGCACAUGCGUCCCCUGUGAUAACCCGACAGAUGGAGUCGAUGGGUGUGCAACGUGCACCUUCGCUGGCUCGUUGACCUGCAACUCCUGUAAGCCCAACUAUCGCAAGGAGGGAACCAAUCCGGUGAAGUGCACAAAGGCCUGCGAGGACCCCACGGCCUGCGGGGGGACGUCUGGGGCCUGCGGGGCGGUCGUCGUUGACAGCGCCGGGGCGUUCUCCCAGUACUGCUCGCUGUGCGGAGACCCCGCCACGUUCCCCAUCGAUGGCGUCUGCACAGGAACUAAGGGUGACAACACCUGUGCCAAUGGCGUCUGCACCCAGUGUGCUGCCGGGUACUUCCUGUACAUGGGCGGCUGCUACAGUACUCAGAAGGCUCCUGGCAGCCACAUGUGCAAGACUGCCGAGGGAGGGAGGUGCACCGCCCCCAGCGAGAACAGCCGGUACUUCCUGGUCCCGGGGGCAUCCAAUACUGAUCAGUCUGUCCUGGCCUGCGAGAACCCCCUUGGCACAGUGAUAGGGGCUGGCAGCACCGCUAAGGCAUAUGUGGGGGUAUAUGGCUGCACAGCAUGCACGGCCCCAGCAGCGCUAGAGGCUCCUGGCAUGGCCCCUGCCACGUGCACAGCGUGUAGCGGCAAUAAUAAACCCAACCUGGCUGGGAGCGGGUGCUUCACAUGUACCAUUGACGGAUGCUCGCACUGUGGAGCAGGCGGCAAGUGCGAGGCCUGUACCAGUAAAGACCAGAGACCGAACACAGACGGAACGAAGUGCAUCCCCUGCAGUAUCGACGGGUGCGUCAGGUGCAGCGAGGAGAACAAGUGCGGUCAGUGCGGGGACGACUACAGUCUGGAGGGUGACAAGUGUGUGUCCUCUGGCGCCAACAAGAGUAGCGGGCUCUCCACGGGGGCCAUAGCAGGUAUCUCCGUCGCCGUGGUGGUCGUCGUGGCUGGCCUUGUGGGCUUCCUCUGCUGGUGGUUCAUAUGCAGAGGGAAGGCAUGA